AUGAACAUGUCGCGAAGAAAGAAAUUUGUUGGAUUUCCACAGCAUAAACUGCUUCAACAACAACCAACAGAUGAGCAUAAAGAAAUCGUUUUUACUAAUGGCGAGAGGUUGGGGUUAGUCGACAAUUUACUCGUUUCAAAGCCAUGCAAUAAAGCUUUGUUUACUUAUAGCAAUUUGAGGAGAGAUUUUCUUGUAAUUAUUGUUGUCCUCUCCGCCUCCGCAUUUCCAUGUGAAAGGAUGCCUAUUCUCUAA
Messenger RNA from Clunio marinus, 252 nucleotides. NCBI's taxonomy places the organism in Eukaryota, Metazoa, Arthropoda, Insecta, Diptera, Chironomidae. The record is from the annotation of a GenBank genome assembly.